This is a messenger RNA of Peromyscus maniculatus bairdii (prairie deer mouse), 582 nucleotides long. The record is from RefSeq and is a predicted model, not a curated record. NCBI's taxonomy places the organism in Eukaryota, Metazoa, Chordata, Mammalia, Rodentia, Cricetidae.
AGGUAUUUUCUCUAAGAUCACAUCUCUGAAAUGACAGAGCGGAUGGAAGAAGAUAGGCCUGGCAGCCCUCCUUUCAAGAGCUUAGCUUCUUUGCCAUCGAGUUAUGCUGACCUCGGUGAUGGGCAACAUUUCUGCAUUGAUGGGCUGGAGGAGAAGCUGUCUCAGUGUCGGAAGGACCUGGAGGCUGUGACCUCCCAGCUCUAUAGGGCAGAACUGAGUCCUGAGGACAGGAGGUCUCUGGAAAAGGAGAAAACCACCCUCAUGAGCAGAGCCUCCAAGUAUGAGAAGGAGCUAAAGCUGCUUCGGCAAGAGAAUCGGAAGAACAUGCUCCUCUCGGUGGCCAUCUUCCUCCUCCUCGCUCUACUCUAUGCCCACUGGACGAUGUGAGUCAGCCGUCCUCAGCCAUGCAGGUUCCCUUCCACUCUCUACUCAGGGACCAAGCAACCUUUCAAGCUCAAGACGGAGGUGGGGGCCUUUUCCCCCUGUGGUUGCCCAGCAGCUGCAGCAGAAAGGCAUGGUACUGCCUCCUCCUAGUGCUCAGUCGAGGGGCAAUAAAGAGCCCCAAGCUCUGCUGUCUAGUGA